ACGCGCGCAAUAUUUAAAUCGUAUAGAAAGCCUGAAUAUAUAUUCGCAUAAUAUUCAUAUAUAAAGUAAAAAGUUGUUUCGUUAGUGCUUUGUCCGGAUUAUGGAUGCUACUCGCGAGUCCGAUGUCUUUAAAAAGAUGACCGUAGUUCAAAUUAAAAAUUUUCUACUUGCAAGAGGAGUCAGUGUAAAUGGCUAUGAUAAAAUUACGCUGAUCAAAAUAGCUGCUGCGGUUGAAAGAAUGUGUAUUCCUCUACUUCCAACCUUAACAAACGAUCGAAAGAAUGGUGCUGCAAGCGAUGAACGUUUGAUUAUUAAUGAUAUGGAAAUCGAAAACCCCUUUAAAAUGUCUGUGAUGAAUAACUUCAUCGACUCUCCAUCUUUCGGUUUGUACGACAUAUUCAACUAUUUGAUUUUCCAUUCGACUGCGUACGAUAAGCAAGGUCUAGCUGCGUACAAAUCCUUCGACGACUACAGUCUAUUUGAAGAUGGCCAUGUAGAAUCGUUAAUGACUAAAACAUUGAACAAUGAAAGGCUUCAUGUCUAUGUAGCUAAGGUGCGACCAGCUAUGAAGGUGAAAACUGAUGAUGGAAAACCUUGCUACGAUCUUUGGUUUAUCUUGGAAGGUCAUGGUCCCAACCGAGGUAGCGUUUUGAAGGCGAAGUGUAUGUGCAAAGGAGGCCGUGAUGGGGGAUGUAAACACAUCGGGGCCGCCAUGUAUUCGCUGGAAGAGGUGCUGAACACGCGAAGUAAAGAUAGCGUGACAAGUGGCAGUUGUGUGUGGGUCAAGAAAGCUAGCGCUAGUACGAAAGCAUGCGAAGUAUCUGACCUAGUGAUUGAAAAACCAAAAUUACCUUCGUACAAACUGAGGAAGAGGGACCACGCAUAUUCUCAAAACAUUGACGUGGACGUAAGAGCUCAUAAGGACCAAAAGCCCAUAAAGAAAAGAAAGCUGAGAAGACUUACCGGAUUGAUGAAACUAAUGAAACAACGUCCUGCCAUUCUGCCAGUACUCCAGAAACGAUACUGCGCACCAAAGAAAUCUCCAACACUAUUGACCAUUGAAAAUGGUGACAAGAGUACAAGUGGUACCAGUUCAAGUGAUGGGAUCAUGAAACGUAAAAUUUCUAUUUGCAUGGAAAGCAACAAGCAUGCCACAGAAGAUUUAGUGUUUCAAAAGUUAUCAUUCACAGACAAGGAGAUUGAUGAUAUCAACCAGGCUACGGUAAAACAGUUCCAGUGCAAAGAAUGGUAUUGUGAAAAAGCUGGUUUCAUUUCAGCAUCGAAAGUUAAGCGUGUUGUUACCAGACAGGCAACUAUUGAAAAGAACAGACCAAAGAAGACAGAUGUCAGCUGUCUGGUAAACAUGAUUACAAAUCCCAAAGUACCACCAAACAUUGUUCUGCCACAACAACCACACAACUCAUUAACAUGGGGGUUAGUUCAUGAGACAAGUGCAAGGGAUGCUUACUUACGAGUUGAAAGGCACAAACACCACAAUAUAAAGUUAGUGUCUAAAGGCUUUCUCAUUUCAAAGAAGAGAAAAUUUCUUGGUGCCAGUCUCGACAACAUAAAGACAUGCCAGUGUUCCAGUAAUUGUCCAGAUGUUGUUGUCGAAUAUAAAUGUCCAUGGAAGCACAAAGAUAUGCAUCCCAAAAAAGCGUUUUUGACACCAGAAAUUGGUGGUAUUGAAAAAGAUAAGACCUUCUGUCUUACCAAAAGCAGUGCAUACUAUCACCAGAUCCAGGCACAAAUGUUUGUUUCUGAGCUUUUUCAUUGUGACUUUGUUGUUUGGACAAGUCAAGGAAUUUUUGUUCUGCCAGUAUCAUAUGAUGCUGCAUUUAUGGACCAUGUUUGCAAUCAGUUGGAAGCAUUUUGGAAAGCAGAAGUUCUCCCUUGUAUGAUGGCAGACUCAAACUUGAAUGUUGCUAACACAGUAACUGGGGACAAUCUAGAUACAAACAAAGAAACUGCACCUAGAGUUACAAACAACAAUGGGCAUUCAGUUUCCCCUAUGGUAACCCAAUUACCUUGCAAUGAACCUUGCAAUAUGCAAGUUAUGGAUUGUGAUGGGAACAAUUCCACUACAACAACAUCAUUCAAAUUUCACGGUAUUGAAGUGUAUGAGCAAGAUAUUACAACCCUCGAGCCAGGAAUGAUGCUUAAUGACACAGUUGUAACUGUCUUAUUUGAAGAACUUGCUUGUCCAUUCCCAGUCAUCGAUUCUCUUUUUUAUUCUGUUCUUUGUGGGGAACAAGAUGUAAGAAAAGCAACAAGCAGGUCUGAACGAAUCCUAUCAGCCCAACCAUUUUUCAAGGCAGAUAUUUUGAAAAAUGACUACAUAGUAAUUCCAAUCAACAGGAGGCUACACUGGUUACUAGCCAUCAUAACCCCAUGGCAUGUGCUUUUUUUGGACUCUUUAUCCUGGGAAAUUUCUAGCAAAAGAGCUGAAAUGAAGUAUUUAAUCAGUUAUUUAGAUCAUAUGUCUAAUAUAUCAGGGAAUCCCAAUAGAUGCACAAGUUUGAAAUGCCAUGUUCUAAAGGUUCCAAGGCAGGAUCCUCAUACUAACAACUGUGGGAUUUACAUAGCAAUGUUUCUCAGUAGCUUUGAAAAGGACAUUGAAAAAUAUGAGGAAAAUCCUGAUGAGUAUGUCAAAUUGACUCAUUGUUGGUUCACAGAAGAUGAAGCUGAAGAAAAUAGAACCAGGAUUAGAAACCAACUUACAGGACUGAGUUUAUUGGCAAAACAUAGAAAAUAAUUUACAGCUCAAGUCUACAGUAUUCUUCCUCCUUGUUUAUACAACUGGGCUGCAAAUUUACUAAUGCAGCACAAACAGCAAUUAUUGAGUUUACAUGAGGCUUCAUUGUU
Messenger RNA from Dendronephthya gigantea, 2865 nucleotides. RefSeq lists its product as uncharacterized. Gene Ontology annotation, molecular function: cysteine-type peptidase activity. Gene Ontology annotation, biological process: proteolysis. NCBI's taxonomy places the organism in Eukaryota, Metazoa, Cnidaria, Anthozoa, Malacalcyonacea, Nephtheidae. The coding region runs from base 101 to 2755 and encodes 884 amino acids. The transcript is spliced from 10 exons. The record is from RefSeq and is a predicted model, not a curated record.